AUGCUUGUUACCAACUGCUUGUUCCGUGUUGGUGGAGCCGCCAUUUUGCUCUCUAACAAGUCCGGAGACCGAAGACGUUCCAAGUACAAGCUGCUCCACACGGUUCGGACCCACACCGGUGCUGAUAACAAAUCUUUUAGAUGUGUGCAGCAAGAAGAUGAUGAGAAGGGCAAAACCGGAGUCUCCUUGACCAAAGAUAUAACGAGUGUUGCUAAAAGAACCAUUACCAAAAACAUCGCCACUUUGGGUCCUUUGGUUCUUCCCUUGAGCGAAAAGCUUCUCUUUUUCAUGACUUAUAUCCGCAAGAAAUUCUUUGACAGCAAGAUCAAGAAUUAUGUCCCGGUUUUCAAGUGUGCCAUUGAUCAUUUCUGUAUCCACGCUGGUGGGAGAGCUGUAAUCGAUGAGCUCGAGAAGAGUUUGAAUGUAGAGGCAUCAAGAUCAACUUUGCAUAGGUUUGGUAAUACUUCUUGGUAUGAGUUAGCCUACACGGAGGCUAAAGGUAGGAUGACGAAAGGGAAUAAAGCUUGGCAAAUUGCUUUAGGGUCAGGGUUAAGUGUAACAGUGCGGUUUGGUUGGCAUUGCGCAAUGUCAAACCUUCCGUUAAUAGUCCUUGGGAACAUUGCAUUUCCAAAUACCCGGUUCAGCUUGAUCGCUGAUUCUUUCAAAGUUUAUAAGUCUCUCCUCUAUACCCGAGUACAACUCUCUCUGGUUUAA
Arabis nemorensis is the source of this 714-nucleotide messenger RNA. The record is from the annotation of a GenBank genome assembly. Lineage: Eukaryota; Viridiplantae; Streptophyta; Magnoliopsida; Brassicales; Brassicaceae.